AUGGUGCCAUACUGCAGUGUUGAUCACCAAAAAGCUGAUCGCCCAGCCCACAAGCUCGCUUGCAGCAGGAUUAAAAGAUGCCGUGAAGAUAUGCAGGCCAAAGAAAAAGCCUUGCGCGAUGCCCCAGAAGGGUACUUUACUCAUAAUGUUGGAGUAUUCUGGAAAAUUCACGAAACACGCCCUUACAUGCAAGCUCGUGCUGCCUACACUUCCGCCCUGUCUAAUGUUUUCCGCUACGAGACAAUUGGGGCGCAACUUGAUGUCCUAAUGGGGGACCUGCAGCUUUGUCGAGGCGAUAACAUGGGAUCCCGUGAGCUUAUUCCCGGCUUGAUGAUCCGCCUGAACAAGGAUCAAGAAUGCUAUGAUUUCCUGAAAUGGUGGGCAACAACGAAUGAGAGCCGCAUCUAUGACUGGAGUGAUAUGAGCCUGCCAUACCUUGAUAUCAAGGAUGCCAAUGUUCUUGAACCGGUCGAUUCUUUCAUUAAGAAUUCUUUCGAUCUUCCGCAUCUGGUUAUGGUGACUCUUCUCAAAAUCAGGGUUCUUUGGAUAAUCAUGGCCAUGAUUAAACCAGAUACGCGGACCUACCUUGUCGAAAUGACGGGAAUGACGGGUUCGAACAUCAUCAACCAUUCCUUCGUGGCCAAUUGCCAGAAUCCGUGGGACGAAAGUGUGAAAAUCAAGGGUCAGAUCCGCGAAUUGUACGACGCUGUCAACAAGAUUAACGCGCACUUCUGGCCGGCGCUUGUCGACCCUGGAGACAACCUUGAUGUUGAAGCAAGAUUGUUCAUGAUUGGAAGUAAAGAGCAGAUGCAAUCGACUUUACGGAUAACCUGGGAAGCCUGGAGUGAGACUUUCGGCGCAAUUGACGUCAUUGAGCAGGCAGUCAAAGGCAAAAAGGCUCCCUUUUCUAAAGAUAAUUAG
This is a messenger RNA of Penicillium odoratum, 921 nucleotides long. Its product is annotated as zinc finger MYND domain-containing protein. The record is from RefSeq and is a predicted model, not a curated record. The coding region runs from base 1 to 921 and encodes 306 amino acids. The transcript has a single exon. Lineage: Eukaryota; Fungi; Ascomycota; Eurotiomycetes; Eurotiales; Aspergillaceae.